Messenger RNA from Coregonus clupeaformis (lake whitefish), 4514 nucleotides. Its product is annotated as corticotropin-releasing factor receptor 2. Gene Ontology annotation, cellular component: axon terminus; dendrite; plasma membrane. Gene Ontology annotation, molecular function: G protein-coupled peptide receptor activity; corticotropin-releasing hormone receptor activity; peptide hormone binding. Gene Ontology annotation, biological process: cell surface receptor signaling pathway; long-term synaptic potentiation; adenylate cyclase-modulating G protein-coupled receptor signaling pathway. Bases 425 to 1669 code for a protein of 414 amino acids. The record is from RefSeq and is a predicted model, not a curated record. The transcript has 12 exons. NCBI's taxonomy places the organism in Eukaryota, Metazoa, Chordata, Actinopteri, Salmoniformes, Salmonidae.
GAUUGUUAUUUUCAAAGUUGGAUGCAUUUGUCUCAAUAACUCACACACCGGCUGUCAAGAGACUGAACAGAUGGGCGGUGCGGAAAAUAACCCGUCUUUCUGUAUGAAUUUAACUCACUUUUACAAUUUUUGCAUAAUUCCACAGAAAGAUGAUGAAUUUGUGGUAGUAGGCUGAGGCUCGGUGCAUCAGUCUGAUUGUUCAGGGAGCUGUGUGAGGAGGAGAGCGUAGGAAACGCUCGAGUAGCCUACGUGGAGUCAGAAUUCUGAGUGCGUCAAUUGGACGAGCAGUUUUCCACGGGUUUGAAACGGGCGCACUAUUUCUUGCCAUUCUAUCUUGGAUGAAACACAUGCACGUAGUGGGCAAAGUGUUGGGAGCUUUUCGGACUUCAAGCCUAGCUCUUUGAUUUAACGUAUCAAUUGAACCAUGGAUGCUACGAUUUACCAAAUAAUCUUUGGGGAGUUUGGGGACCCAAACUGUAGUUUGAUGGAUGCCUUUCAAAACACUUUCUACGAAAACGCAUCGUUCUCUUUGAUGGAUAUUGACGGUUUGUAUUGCAAUGCCACAACUGAUGAGAUUGGAACAUGUUGGCCAAGGAGCAACACCGGACGGAUGAUGGAGAGACCCUGUCCAGAGUACAUCAACGGGGUAAAGUACAACACCACAAGGAGCACUUACAGAGAAUGCAUGGAUAAUGGAACGUGGGCUCUGAAGAGCAACUACUCCAGUUGUGAACCCAUUUUGGAGGAGAAGAGGAAAUAUCCAAUGCACUAUAAGAUUGCUCUGAUCAUCAACUACCUAGGCCACUGUAUUUCUGUGGGAGCUCUUGUCAUAGCCUUCAUUCUCUUCUUAUGCUUAAGGAGCAUAAGAUGCCUCCGAAACAUAAUCCACUGGAACUUGAUAACAACCUUCAUUUUGAGGAAUGUUAUGUGGUUCCUACUUCAGUUGAUUGAUCACAAUAUACAUGAGAGCAAUGAGCCUUGGUGUCGUCUUAUAACGACGAUAUAUAACUAUUUUGUGGUGACCAAUUUUUUCUGGAUGUUUGUUGAAGGAUGCUACCUUCACACAGCCAUUGUGAUGACUUAUUCAACGGACAAGCUAAAAAAAUGGGUCUUCUUGUUCAUUGGCUGGUGCAUUCCAUGUCCUAUAAUUGUUGCUUGGGCCAUUGGGAAGCUUUACAAAGAAAAUGAACAAUGCUGGUUUGGGAAAGAACCUGGAAAGUAUAUUGACUACAUUUAUCAAGGGCCGGUCAUUCUUGUCCUUUUGAUAAACUUCGUUUUCCUCUUCAACAUAGUAAGAAUUCUCAUGACCAAGCUGAGAGCUUCUACCACAUCAGAAACCAUACAGUACAGAAAAGCGGUAAAAGCGACAUUAGUGCUACUACCUCUCCUGGGGAUCACCUACAUGCUAUUUUUUGUGAAUCCCGGAGAGGACGACAUCUCGCAAAUAGUUUUUAUUUAUUUCAAUUCAUUUCUACAAUCAUUUCAGGGGUUCUUUGUUUCAGUAUUCUACUGCUUUCUAAAUGGCGAGGUGCGCUCAGCAGCCAGGAAAAGAUGGCAUCGUUGGCAGGACAACCAUGCCCUGAGAGUGCGUGUGGCACGUGCCAUGUCCAUCCCCACUUCACCCACCAGGAUCAGCUUCCACAGUAUAAAACAGACCACAGCUGUUUGACCUGGAUCACCAAGUUCAAAGGUCACCUUUGGAAACUUCCCUUUUCUAGGGAAGACACUUGUCUUAAGGCACCUCUCCAUAAAUGUUGUCCAUUUGCUUUAUUUAGUUUCUCCUCUGCAUAAAGACAGAGACAGUGCGCUUUGAGAAAGAGACCAUUAGGAUUUCCACAUUAUAAUACUGUAACAUUACCUACUAGGACGUCACACAGAAGUCAGGACCAUUCAAAACAGAUGGACCAGGUUGCCUCUCCAAAUGAACAUUGUGAAGUGAUUGCAGAGUCAAAGUUGUACUGACAAUGCAUUAAGAGCUGUUAUCAUACUAUAGUACACCAGGUUGUAUUCUAAUAGGUCAGGAAGGUUGACCUUUCAAGGCCCCGUGCUGAAUGCUGAUGAGGCAAAACAAAAGCAGUGUUAGUGUCAAAAGAGACCCUAAUCACUCCCAGUACUGUACUGUACUAGUGGCAUUUAUAUCCAUAACCCUUCAUUAUUUCAUAUCUACGAGAGGGCAGAGAUAAUUUAUGCAGGAAUGUGCUUAAACAGUGCGGGCACGGGAUGCAAUUGCAUUCUGUGUCUGUUGCACACCAAGUUUGAGAUGAGAUUAAAGAGAUGUAAUUAUACUGUUAAUCCCCAAGGAAAUAAGGAAGUGGUACCGUUUGGUUUGUCAUCAGCACCACUUUCACGCACUGUCAAAAUGUCACCCUAAGAGCUAUUCAUUUGUAUAAAUGUUUGCAGGCUAAUUUAUUUUCAGAUUGUUGCCCGACAACACUUUUGAACAGCAUAACGUCAAUGAUGUGUUUUUCUCACUUCAGUAUAAAACCCCCAGAGGCUACUCUAAAUAAAUCAAAGUUAUCUUUCACUGGGUUCGAAUUCAGAUUAUACCCAUUAUCUUAUGCAAAUAAUGGAGAUAGGACUGUGAUUCAGAUACAUUUAUAUAAUACUUAUUUCAAAAACUAAAUACAAACACUAUUUUAGUGUCGCAGAUCCUUAUUUAAGUCCACAUAAUGCCACAGCUGACCCAAGUCAAGAGAAAUAGGAGUAAUUUUAAGGUACAGUACAUUCAAUCCUUUUACUGUAUUAAAAGGAUUUAAUUAUUUUCUCUCUUUCAAAUCCCAAUGUGCUGCACUUAAUCAUUCGUCAAUCCUAAGCUGUUGUGUCCAGGAGCCAGACAGAGAUAGAGCCUGAUGAGUGAGAGCUCCAUUUAGCUUCCUUAAUGCUUUGCCCUGCUCAGGUCAACAUUCCAAGCCCUGGUAAUGACUGACUGACCAUCUGACCUGCAUGGGUGUUAUCCUCCUUUCCCCCCAGGUCCAUUGCAAUGUCAUACAAGUUCCAGGCACUGAGGCAAGCCUGGUUAUUCAGGCUUCAGUAAGCAGUUCUGGGAAAUAGAACAGUAGAACCCAUGCACCCAUGAAAUCAACUUGGGACUUGGAAUUGUAGAAAUUAUGUAAAUAGAUGGCAUGUUGGGGACAAACUCACUAAUCUGGUUUGGAGCUAUUUCUCUGAUUUAGUUUAAAAAGCAAACUUCUUUGGUAUCAAUUAUACAUUCUUGUUACCUGACUAGUUGCCAUGAAGUGAAUUAAAAUGGCUUGACACAUGGUCUAAAAUUGCUUGUAGGGGAAGGUAUCUUUGUCAUCAUCAUUUGAUAAUUGCUGUGAACAUUAUUGACCUGUCAUGACCGUUAGAGUUUGCAUCCUUUGAUUGCUGUAGAUCUAAUUUUCUGGAACAGUUGUCUAUGUAGCAGUUCUCUGUAACAUUUUCAUACAAAAUGUAUAUUUCAUAAUCGUGACUGAGUCCAUAUGCACAAUAACUCUCUUGAAUAAAAGUUUUCAAGCAAACAGUCCCAAGAUCUAUAUAAAUAGCCAAUGUACUACGUGAAUAAUGGUCAAUAUUGUGUUGGUUGAACAUGAUGUUGUUAUUUAUGUUUGGGAGGUGCCUCCACGUUGAAUGUUUAUAUUGGAUACGUUUUACUCACAUCUAGGGGUUCUAGUUUGAGAAGGUCUAAAAAGAAGAAUAUAUCUUCAAAGAGUGCGAUAAAACAUGUAUAACCACAAUUUUUCGUUGUACUGUACAUAAACUCUUUUAAAGUUUGUUGUAUAUUAUAAUUCAUAUUUGUACAAAUGUUAUGACGUAAAUAUGUAUUUUUUCUCUUAUAAUGUUGAGUGAAAGUAAUUCAUUAAGAACAUUCAGAGCAUUCAGCUUAAAUGAAUACCUAGGACCAUCCAAAGCAAUCACAGAAAGGUAUGACUAUUUUACUACAUCAUCUCACCAUCUCUUCUUGUGCAGCUUAAAUGGUACUUUCCAUUAUGUUUUUAGUCUAUUGAAUUCAUUACAAUUCUGCACAUACAGUACACAGUACAGUACUCCUAUGGAAGUUAUAAGGUAAGCAGUUUAAAACUUACCAAGGGAAAUCUCCCCAACAUUUUCUUUGAUUGAAACAUGAAAAUUUAGAUUUAUUUGUUGCAAUUCUUAAAUGAUUUUAUGAAUAUAUAAUGAAUAAUUUGUUCAAAAUUACAAAUUCACCAAAGAUAACAAACACGUUUACCUGCAUGUGUUUACUUGUUGUCAGUGCACUUUCUCUGACCAAAUCAUUUAUUUUUCAUAUUUUGUACAGCUUCACCAUUCUCUGAUGUAUUCUCGAUUUAAUAACUUAUUAAUGUACAUAAAUGCAUUUUGGCUUUAUGUUGAAACGCCAACGUUGCCUUUUAGAAAAACAGAAAAUUGUGUUUUUGUGGAAAGAAGAAAAACUCUGUUUCUACAGUAAAUGUUGUACUGAUGUGUGAUUGAUAUGCAUUUAUAAAAGUACAUGUGGUAAAAUCAACCUUCAGAUUUGAAAUAAAUAUUCUAUUCAA